UGCAAACAUCAAUGUCAAGUUCGGCAAAUGUACGAAUGUCUAAUUGUGUUGCAGUUUAACUGAAAUACAAAAGAAUCAAACUGAGUUACAGUUAAUAUAUAUAAUUAUCUACAACAAUAUCGAUAAGAAGUAUUAUUGAUUGAUAGUUAGAACAGUUUUAUUCCGAAACUUUAAAAAUGUUGAUCAAAGUUAAGACUUUAACAGGGAAAGAAAUAGAGAUAGACAUAGAGCCCACCGACAAAGUGGAACGUAUCAAAGAAAGAGUCGAAGAAAAAGAAGGCAUUCCACCUCAACAGCAGAGACUUAUUUUUUCAGGAAAACAAAUGAAUGAUGAAAAAACAGCUCAGGAUUAUAAAGUACAAGGAGGAUCUGUGCUUCAUUUGGUUUUGGCAUUAAGAGGGGGUAAAUGAUCUCUUGUGAUUAACUUCUCAAUUUUAUAUUACUUAUUAUUUAAUUAUUCAUUUCCUGUAUAAAGUAAAACUGAUUAAAAUAAUAUAAAACAA
This is a messenger RNA of Nymphalis io (European peacock), 503 nucleotides long. RefSeq names its product NEDD8 (gene Nedd8). Bases 177 to 410 code for a protein of 77 amino acids. Gene Ontology annotation, molecular function: protein tag activity; ubiquitin protein ligase binding. The transcript has 3 exons. Gene Ontology annotation, cellular component: cytoplasm; nucleus. NCBI's taxonomy places the organism in Eukaryota, Metazoa, Arthropoda, Insecta, Lepidoptera, Nymphalidae. Gene Ontology annotation, biological process: regulation of proteolysis; modification-dependent protein catabolic process; protein neddylation. The record is from RefSeq and is a predicted model, not a curated record.